Messenger RNA from Pseudophryne corroboree (corroboree frog), 2030 nucleotides. RefSeq names its product KASH domain containing 5 (gene KASH5). The record is from RefSeq and is a predicted model, not a curated record. The transcript is spliced from 19 exons. Gene Ontology annotation, biological process: chromosome localization to nuclear envelope involved in homologous chromosome segregation; actin filament organization; telomere localization. The coding region runs from base 127 to 1941 and encodes 604 amino acids. NCBI's taxonomy places the organism in Eukaryota, Metazoa, Chordata, Amphibia, Anura, Myobatrachidae. Gene Ontology annotation, cellular component: meiotic nuclear membrane microtubule tethering complex; lateral element; meiotic spindle pole. Gene Ontology annotation, molecular function: dynein complex binding.
UGUGUCCCUCCUGGAGAGGGUCAUGUUGGGAGGUAUGUUAAUACCACAGUGUGCCCGGCCCCGUUAUCAUCAGCACCUUUGCUGAUUCUGCCUGCAGCACAGCAAAAAGUCACUCAACUGGAUGCAAUGGCAACAUAUAGACAACUUGAUGACUUAAGACUGGAUUUUCAUGUUUGGAACACGGAUGACUCAUCAGACCAAGAUCUGCAGCUCAGCAAUGGAGAUGAUUCCCAGAAACACCUUAUGCAAACAGCCUAUUUUUCCUGUGAUGAGCAGAUGCUUGACACUGUCUUUCAAGUAUGUGAUUCAGAAGAAAGAGGAAAGGUAUCGGUGACCCAGAUAAUUGAUUACUUGAAUAGUGUGACGGAUAAUAGCCGUGACGGAAAUCGUAUCCAGAGACUCCGUACGAUGUUGGACCCAGAUAAUCAGGGUAUCCUGGUAGAUCAGCAGACAUUCCGAACGGUCAUGGCCAAGUGGAUUUCCAGCUGCUUUCAGGACAGGGAAUUACAUGAAGCAAGGGACGAUCAGAUAUUUAUGAAAGAUUUCCAACAGCCAUUUACAGAGAAGCAAUUCUCCAGUAUAUCACAGCUAGAGGGAUACGGCGGCCAUGUCUAUAAAUAUAUGGGAGAACCAACAGAUCUAGUGAGCAAGAUUACUGACCUUACCUUUUCAAACAAAAAAUUGAUGGACCAGAAAAUAAAAUUACAAAGGAACCUGGAGUUAGCUGAGGAAACACAGGCUAUCCUGACAGAGGAAAUAUCGGAUUUAAAAAACAAACUUAAAAGUUCCAAACAGGCAAUGCAUCAAGUCCAAUCUAUUUGCAAUGAGCUUGAAGAUAUGAAGACUUUUGCCAAAAGUUUAGAAGACAAAAUGGGUAUCUUGUGUACUGAGACAAAACAGAUGCAAAAGGACACUAUUUUGUUGUUCAGCCAGAAGCAGAUUUUACAGGAUGAGAAUAAUAAGCUACUCACAGACAAAGAAAAGGUGCAGGAGACGCUGGAUAGUCUUAGCGUGGAAAUUUUCAAGCUUGUGCAGCAACUGUGUGAAUAUGAAAACUCACUUUUAUACAAGGAUAAGAUUUUGGCACAGAAAUCUAUCGAGUUAGAAGAACUACAGGGACUAGUGGAAGAACACAAAUGUUUGUUAGAGGAGUGUAAAGUUGAAAAGAAUAAUUUACAAGAACAGCUUACACAGAUGCAUGAGGACCUGGCCAUACAUGCACAUCUUUCCCAGAACCAGUGUUCCAGCAUUCCAUCAGUCCAGUCUGUGUGUAAGGAGCUAGAAGAAAUACAAACGUGGAGACAGAAUCCAACGUUUGGGCCUUUGUGUGGUAUAUCUGGAUAUAUAAAUUCUCUGGAUGACAACAUGAUGGUGGAUGAUAUUUUGGAGAAGGCAGAAAUAAUGCUUGUUCAACUUAAGCAAGGAUUGGAUAUGCAACUUACAAACUUAAAUGAAAUAUCUUUAGCUGCCCAGUCAGUCACUUAUCUGGAAGAAAAAAGAAGCAUCUUGCUUCAGAGCCUCGGUUACCUGGUCCAGUUUAAGUGUGCCUGGGAAACACUGACAAGCAAGUUACAUGGAACAUCGCAGACUAGCACUGACAACGUGUUGUCAUCAGCACCAAGGACAAGAUCUCCUAUAGAGUGGUCGUUAUUACCUGUGAACAACCAACUAACACCACACCAUAGACAAAAUUGGACAUGCAACAAAAUCUUACUAACUGGAGGUAGUAUAUCUCGGUUAAAUCUGAAAGGUGGCUGCUCUUUUGCUCAGUUAAGGACAAGGAUUGGAUCUUACAUUACGGUUCCAAGGCUAUUGCUGGCAACUCUUCUUUAUGUCUUCCUGUUUUUUCCAAGAUGGUCGGGGGAGCAUAUCUGGACAGUUAUGGUAAAAACCAUGUUGCCUCACUUCAAGAUGGAACAUCUGAGUCUCCCACCAAUUUAAAGUUACAGUGUAGAGGUUGUGGAAGUGUACACACACAUCAUUGUAGCAGUAAACUAUUACAUAUAGAUUACUAGUAUAAAAUAAAUUAA